AUGGUCACAGCGGCCGCUGCUGCAACACGUGCAGCUGCACCUAGUGCACCGGCGGCCGCACAAGCUCCUGCCACACCGAACAAAAAAAGCAAGUCGGCCACGGCCUACGGAACGAACUGUGCUUACACGAUUGUGGUCAACGAACUGGACUCUUCACAGUGUCCGGCAAUGACACAACCUGUACAGUCCGACCGAAUUCCGGAUGACGACGAGUAUCAGAAAAAGUUGACUUCAAACGAGGUGCAUGGACUCACUUCGAAAAUCCACAACGUCGAAACGACCCUGCUUGGGGAGAUCGUUAAAAACCGUGAACUUAACACAACAUUGGCUGAACACGCAGUUAUGUUGAGAAAAGCCGAAGACCUAUUCAACAUGUACCAAAACAAUUUCACUUCUUUGUUUCGGACCAUCAUGUUUAUUGAACAAAAAAUUCGCAAACAGAAAGAGAUCAGUCGCAAUUUGGACAACAAACUGUCUAACAUCAUGCUUGAUGUGGUGGAAGUGAACAACGUGUUGUUUCGGAAAACGACCGGACCAGGUACGAGUCUUAAGCAGAAACAUAUUAAGGUGGAAAGUGCUUCGCAUGCGCGUCAAUGUGGAAUUACCAAAGACACUCCCAUUUUUAAAGAUUGUGCUGAUGUUUCCAACCAAGGGCAUAAAGAUAGCAGUGUUUACUAUGUGAAACCAACCUAUUCCUCUUGUCCAAUCCCUGUGUGGUGUGAUAUGGACACACCUCCAAAAGGUUGGCUCAUGAUACAAAGACGAAUCGAUGGAAAACUCCCUUUCAAUCAAGACUGGAUGAAUUACAAAAAUGGCUUUGGUGAUGUGAUUCGAGAGUUUUGGCUUGGAAAUGACAAUAUCUUCUUACUAACAAACCAAGACCGUUAUGAACUGCGUGUUGACUUGUGGGACUUUGAAGGCAACCGUGUCUAUGCUAUCUACCAGAACUUCAAAAUAGAAGGAGAAAGAGACAACUAUAAACUUCAUAUUGGUGACUAUAAAGGCAGUGCAAAAGACAGCUUUGGAAAACACAAUGGACUCAUGUUUAGUACGCCAGACAAAGACAAUGACAAAUGGAGUCAAUACCAUUGUGCCAAGGAAUGGGAAGCUGGAUGGUGGUUUACAAACUGCUGGUUUACCAUUCUGAAUGGACCUUACUAUAAUAAAUCUAAUGUCAGCUAUCGAGGAAUUUCUUGGAAUGAGUGGAAACACGAGCAACUAAGAAGGACAGAAAUGAAAAUACGACCAAUUGCCAAGUAG
Messenger RNA from Acanthosepion pharaonis, 1260 nucleotides. NCBI's taxonomy places the organism in Eukaryota, Metazoa, Mollusca, Cephalopoda, Sepiida, Sepiidae. The record is from the annotation of a GenBank genome assembly.